Aspergillus campestris IBT 28561 is the source of this 978-nucleotide messenger RNA. Its product is annotated as GTR/RAG family Ras-related GTP-binding protein. The record is from RefSeq and is a predicted model, not a curated record. Bases 1 to 978 code for a protein of 325 amino acids. Gene Ontology annotation, biological process: regulation of autophagy; cellular response to amino acid stimulus; positive regulation of TOR signaling. Gene Ontology annotation, cellular component: fungal-type vacuole membrane; Gtr1-Gtr2 GTPase complex; nucleus. The transcript is spliced from 4 exons. NCBI's taxonomy places the organism in Eukaryota, Fungi, Ascomycota, Eurotiomycetes, Eurotiales, Aspergillaceae. Gene Ontology annotation, molecular function: GTPase activity; GTP binding.
AUGGGACUGCGCCGGAGCGGAAAGUCCUCCAUUGCCAGUGUUGUUUUUCACAAAAUGCCCCCAAAUGAGACACUGUUUUUGGAAUCAACCACGCGCAUCCAAAAGGACUCUAUCCAUUCGUUCAUGGAUUUUCAAGUGUGGGACUUCCCCGGCCAGUUGGAGUACCUGGAGCCGUCAUUCGACUUGGAGGACAUCUUUGGUAGCCUGGGUGCCCUCGUCUGGGUGAUCGACGCCCAGGAUGACUACUUGGAUGCGGUCGCGCGCUUGAAUCGUACAAUCUUGACGGUCCAGCAAUAUUAUCCCAACAUCAACAUUGAGGUGUUCAUUCACAAGGUGGAUGGGCUCUCGGAUGAAUACCGCACGGAUACAUUCCAGGAUAUUGUGCAGCUGAUUUCGGACGAGCUUAGCGAUGCGGGAUACGAGAACGCACCUGUGCACUACUAUCUGACAUCCAUCUACGAUUAUUCCGUUUUUGAGGCCUUUAGCAAGGUCAUUCAGAAGCUGAUACCUAAUCUAUCGACCCUUGAGAACUUGAUCAAUACGCUUUCCAACAACUGCGGCUUUGAGAAGACUUAUUUAUUUGAUGUGCUGAGCAAAAUCUACAUUGCAUCCGACACCAGGCCGGUAGAUAUGUCGUGCUACGAGAUGUGUUCGGAUUACAUCGACGUGAUCGUGGACAUUUCAGAGCUGUACUCGUGGGACCAUCCCGACCGCAAGCCUAGGGGCGAGCAGGGCCAGGAAGCCGAGAGCCACGUGGUGCUGCAUGAUGAGACGAUGAUACAUUUGCUCGAAAUGAACAAAUAUCUAUGUCUCGUUUCCGUCAUCCGCAACCCCGAGGCGAAGGAAAAGAAAGGCCUGAUCGACAUGAACUGCCGCACUUUCCAGGAGGCGCUGAAUGAUGUUUUCUCUCGCAGUUGGGAACAAGACCAGGACCCUGAGCCAAGAAUAACAAAGGCGUCAGGGCAGCCAGACGAAUAA